Messenger RNA from Penaeus indicus, 1751 nucleotides. RefSeq lists its product as uncharacterized. The record is from RefSeq and is a predicted model, not a curated record. The transcript is spliced from 14 exons. Bases 1 to 1419 code for a protein of 472 amino acids. Lineage: Eukaryota; Metazoa; Arthropoda; Malacostraca; Decapoda; Penaeidae.
AUGUAUUUUCCAUUCAAGCCUGCAAGUUUAUGUCAGCAAAGUAGUGAUAAAUUAGCAGAAUAUGAUGUGAAUUGUACCACUGUAAUUAAUUCAGUGAAGGUCGGCAAUACGUCCAUAUCAAGUGCACAUUUCCAAACUAUAUUAGAUGCGUGUAUCUACGACUUGUGUUUGGUCAGCCUGGCAACAGAAGACAAUCAAAACAAUAUAUCUGCAUGGUUAAACGGGCCAGUAUUGACAUACACUGAAAGGAUCAUUCAUUUGGAAUUGACCUCACUGGGAUGUCAAUUUGAUGGCCUGAACUACUUAGAGGGAGCAUUAAGGGAAGAAUCUUGUUCCUUAUAUUAUUGUCAUCAUGGUCAAUGGAUUAAAAAAGAAGAAAAAAAUCCUUCAUGCUGUUCAAGUGGGGGUGAGGAUUAUGAAAAUGGGGAGGAGGUUACCAUGGAUUGCAAAAUUAUGAUCUGCAACUGCGGCUCGUGGAAAGACAAAAAAGAAAUGGACCCAACUUGCUGUGAAUAUAAUGGCGUGAAAUACGAGAAUGGCGAGCAAGCGACCAUCGAAUGUUGGUUACAAGAAUGCAACAAUGGAACUUGGAACCGUCUUUGGCGUGAUCCAGACUGCUGUGAAUAUGAGGACAAGAAAUACAAGGAUGGCGACCAAAUAACCUUCGGCUGUAAGUUGCACCAAUGCAAAAAUGGAGAUUGGACCUUUGUCUCCGUUGAUCCAAACUGCUGUGAAUAUAAUGGCGUGAAAUACGAGAAUGGCGAGCAAGCGACCAUCGAAUGUUGGUUACAAGAAUGCAACAAUGGAACUUGGAACCGUCUUUGGCGUGAUCCAGACUGCUGUGAAUAUGAGGACAAGAUAUACAAGGAUGGCGACCAAAUAACCUUCGGCUGUAAGUUGCAACAAUGCAAAAAUGGAGAUUGGACCUUUGUCUCCGUUGAUCCAAACUGUUGUAGCGAAGGCAACAAGGUACAUCCGGAAGGGACAACGAGGAAAGUUAACUGUAUAAUUGAAGAGUGUAUUGGAGGAAUGUUUGUGGACACUGGAAAUAGUGACCCUGACUGCUGCAUACAUCACGGAACACUGUUCCCUGAUGGUGAAACUAUAACCAUCGACUGUCACGUAAUUGUUUGCAAUGAUGGGGAAUGGGAACAAAUGCCGGACACGAAGCCGGAUCCGACAUGCUGUGAAAUUGGCGGAAGAUUGUUCGAAGAUGGUACACACGCGGUUGUUGAAUGUAACAUCUUCGAGUGCAUGAACGGUAGUUGGAGUGACACACACACCAUGGAUCCUAAUUGCGGCAACACGGGCACAAGCGAACAUACGGAAUACACAGAAAGAUGCGAUGAAACUGAAGCCUGCAAUGGCAUGGGAGGGCGCCUUAUCAUCCAAGUAGGUCAACAACUCAAUAUGCCAUAAAUCACGAGUUAAAAACGAGAUGCUGAUUUGCUCAUAGGUGUCACUCUGCAACCCUGUAUCCAAAUAAUUUGUAUUAUGAAUUGGUUUAUAUAUUUCUAGCGAACAGGCGACGUGUAAAAAUAUCAAUUAUGUUGAAGCAAUUUUUUUUGGGUUAACCUUGAACUUUGAAUCUUAUUAUUUUAGUAUGGGUAUAUAAAUAUUUGUAAAAUUGCAAAUAGAAUUGCAGAGUUUGUAAGUAAUUAGUACGAGUGUAAGAUAACAACAACAAUAUUUCAAAUCUAAAAAAAUAUGUUUCCAGUUUCGAUGUUUGAAGAUGAUAAAAAAUAAGCCAA